Molecule: messenger RNA, 798 nt
Organism: Agrilus planipennis (emerald ash borer)
Lineage: Eukaryota; Metazoa; Arthropoda; Insecta; Coleoptera; Buprestidae
Exons: 1
Coding region: 1-798 (265 amino acids)
Source: RefSeq, a predicted model, not a curated record
AUGACUUCCUUCUGCUCCACUUGCAUCCUCUUAUCAUUAAUGUUGUUAAACGGAGUUCGAAGUGAAAUUCAAUCGGAAAACGCAACCGAAAAUUCCACCAGUGAUCGUGGUGAAUACAAGAAAUCUCUUUUUGAGAACUGCGGUUCCGGUUUUUCCCUUAGGUGCAUGAAAUUGGAUUUAGUGUCAUGGGUGGACAAGUUAAGUCAAGAAAACGAAUACCACUUAAUACCAGGUGUCUCUUUGGUUCGAGAUAUUGAUAGUCCCCGUUCAAACACUGCAGAAUUGGUAGCAGAAAUGGCUAAGAGUUUCCCGAAUGAUCCCGAUACAAGAUUAAACGUGGCUCUCUUCAAGAAGAUAUCUGGAUUUUUAAACAGCCACUCCAUCAAGGUCAAAUUAUUCGCAGACGACGAACAAGUAAAAGGUCGCGGCAAAGGUGAUGGUCUUGGCUUAGGAGGCGGCUCAAGUAAGAAAGGAAACGGACUGGGAAUCCUUAUUGCCGGUGCUGCCAUGCUGAAAGGUACACUGCUCGCAAUUGCCCUGGGUACCUUAGCCGCCCUCGCUGGUAAAGCUUUAAUGACAGGGGUCAUUGCUCUUGUUCUGUCGUCCAUUAUUGGUCUCAAAUCACUUACUCAUAAAGGAGGAAAAACUACAUACGAAGUUCUUUCCAAGCCUAUUUAUAGUCAUGAGAAGACCCACUCAGUUUCUCAUGAAGAUUACCAUGAUAAUCAUGGGCAUUACGGAAGAAGCUUUGAAAACCUUCCUUUACCUCUUAGUCUCCAACCUGGCUAUUCACCCUAG